This is a messenger RNA of Acanthosepion pharaonis, 741 nucleotides long. The record is from the annotation of a GenBank genome assembly. NCBI's taxonomy places the organism in Eukaryota, Metazoa, Mollusca, Cephalopoda, Sepiida, Sepiidae.
AUGGGAGAAGAAGAAAAAAAUCGAAAAAACGCAGUUUUUCAUUUUCGGAAAAAGCUGCCAAGAAAAAAAAAUGUCACAUUUAUAAACUAUGGAACAGCAGUUUCAAAUAAAAUCUGUUGUAAACAACCACCACAGUCACUCUUUUCUUUUUUCCUUUCUCUCUCUCAUUUGCUCGUUUACAAUCACUCUUUACCUUUGUUGUACUUGUUCCAUCAUUCAGUAUAUAUAGCUCUCCACAGCAUCCUUUCUUUUGUUAGUGUCUUCAAUACGUGUUUCUUUGGCUUUUGCCUGUCUUUAUAUUGUUCUUCCAUCCAUUUUCUCAAAACUUUCUCUCUCUCUCUCUCUCUCUCUCUCUCUCUCGCCCUCCUCUCUCUCUCUCUCCCUCCUCUCUCUCUCUCUCCCUCCUCUCUCUCUCUGCGCUCUUCAGGACUAGGCUCUCUCUCUCUCCAUCUCCUCUCUCUCUCCCUCUGUCUCACGCUCUCUCUCCCUCUAUCUCAUACUCUCUCUCUCUCUUUCUUUCUCCCCCUCACUCCCUCUAUCUCUCUCUUUCUAUGUCGAAAGCAACGGGAGAGACCUCUCUCUCUCUCUCUCUCUCUCUCUCUCUCUCUCUCCCUCUCUCUCUCUCCCCUAUCUCUCUCGCACUCUCUCUCCCUCUUAAGAAGGCCUGAUCCGGGGCUGCAAAUAACGUUGAUCCAGAGAAGGAGGGAAAAUUACUCAUCCUGCGAACACCCUCGUCCUUGA